Molecule: messenger RNA, 2398 nt
Organism: Ostrea edulis (European flat oyster)
Lineage: Eukaryota; Metazoa; Mollusca; Bivalvia; Ostreida; Ostreidae
Product: WD repeat-containing protein WRAP73-like
Exons: 14
Coding region: 434-1777 (447 amino acids)
Biological process (GO): microtubule anchoring at mitotic spindle pole body; mitotic sister chromatid segregation; protein localization to mitotic spindle pole body
Cellular component (GO): mitotic spindle; microtubule organizing center; MWP complex
Molecular function (GO): protein binding
Source: RefSeq, a predicted model, not a curated record
CUGUAAUUUACUUUAGCCAUCAUAACUAUUUUUAAUGGAAUUAAGCAUCCAUUUACCUGUAUUAUACGCGAUACUCACCGUUAUUAACUGUAUUAAUUGACCAAUCAGAGCGGAGCAUUGUCGGGAGUCCGCGGAUUGAACUGAGAAGUUGUUGCUUAUGAAAACACACACCUGUGAUCUUCUAUGCUUCCCGUGGUGCAAUUAAUUGGAUAAUUACUUAACGAUACGGUACCUCUCUACCGUUAUAAAUCAAAGUGAUUGUGAGUUCUGCCGCUAACAGUGAGCUGCAAAAAUGCACUUUUCCAUGACUGACAAAUAAGAUGGCGAAUGUCGCAUGUUGACACAUGCUGAUAUCAGCGUUUAGAGUGUAUUUUCUUAUUGUGUAAUCGAGAUUACCUUUCGUUAUAUUCAUUUAAAAACUGAAGAAACUGGCAUGAAUUUUUCCGAGUUGUUCCGUCAAAGUAGUCAAAUUUGCAAGUUUUCCACUGACGGAAAGUAUUUGGCUUCUGUGGUUGAAUUUCGCCUGGUGAUAAGAGAUGUGGACACCCUACAGAUUCAGAAUCUUUACACAUGCCUAGAUACCAUACAGCACAUAGAGUGGUCAUCAGAUUCCCAGUUUGUUUUGUGUGGACUGUUCAAGAGAGGCAUUGUGCAGGUCUGGUCUAUCGAACAGCCAGAAUGGACCUGUAAGAUCGACGAGGGGUCAGCUGGAUUGUGUGCAGCCAGGUGGAGCCCGGACGGGCGACACAUCCUUACCACUGCUGAUUUUUAUUUGAGGAUAACAGUUUGGUCAUUGGUGACGAAGUCCGUCUCAUACAUCCGCUACCCGAAACAAUGCCAAAAACCGUUAGACUACAGCAAUGGUGGGAAAUACAUGGCCUUAGCAGAAAGAAGAGAUUGCAAAGACUUCAUUAGUAUCUUUGCAUGUGAUUCUUGGGAGCUUGUUAAACAUUUUGAGACGGAGACGGAUGAUUUGACUGGCAUUGAGUGGUCCCCUGAUAGUCGCGUUCUAGCCGUAUGGGAGUCGCCUAUCACAUACAAGAUUCUACUGUACACAUUGGAUGGAAGAUGUGUGUCCAAGUUCAGUGCUUAUGAGAAUGCUCUGGGCAUCAAGUCUCUGGCCUGGUCUCCCACAGGCCAAUUUCUAGCACUCGGCAGCUAUGAUGAAAAGGUGAGAAUUUUGAAUCAUAUCACCUGGAAAUCAGUGGGGACUCACAGCCACCCUGCCACUUUGAAUGAGGAGGAUGUGGUUGUGUAUAAAGAGAUAGAGACUAGAGCCCCUCUACCCCCGGGAAAUGACAUUGAUGCACCCACAGCAGCCCUUUUCACCCCACAGAGUAAAUAUGAGGUAGACCAUUCCCCUGUAAACAUUCCUGUUGUCAAACCGGACACCAAUCGGGCCAACCCAAAACUUGGUGUGGGCAUGCUGGCCUUCAGCUGUGAUUGCAGAUAUAUGUACACAAGAAAUGACAAUAUGCCAAAUACAUUAUGGAUCUGGGAUGUUCAAAAACUGAAGUUAUGUGCAGUGCUGACUCAAGGAGCUGUGAUAAAAUGUGUUGAGUGGGACCCUCUGCAGCCCCGUCUGUCCCUGUGUACCGGUACCAAUAAGCUUUAUAUGUGGUCUCCUGCUGGCAGCCUGGCUGUAGAAGUGCCAGUGGAAGGAGUAUUUAAUGUUCAUUCCUUGAGAUGGCAUCCUGAUGGUAACACCAUUCUGUUGCUGGGAAAGGACCAAAUGUGUGUUUGUUACCUUUCUGGUCCAGGAGCCGAGAAGAGUUAGCCAAGAAAGAUAACUCAAAUUAUGUGCAAAGUCUCCUGUGUCUUACUGGGAGUAAGUGUAUGUUGAAUGGAAAUUGAUGGUAAUUCAAAAAUAGACCAACGAUGAAAAAGGUUGAGGGUAUAUAAACCACUGCAGGUUGUAAUGGUAUUGUGAAUGAGCUUUAUAAAGUCAAAGUUCUUAUUUUUCAAAUCUGCAAUCCCAUACAAUACAUAUAGAGUUGAUCUUUUGCAGAAAGAGGCAGCAUAUUUACAUAAUAUUGACAUCUCUGACCAUUGACAAUGGUAGUGAUGUAAUUAUAAAUUCUUUUCUUUGAUUGUUAGAGGCCGUCUUUGAAGUGAUUGUGAUGUCAUAUAAUAUAGAUUUUGUAAUACUUUAAAUCUUAAUCUUAUUAUAUUAAUAUGUAGGCAUUUUAGGAGAUCACCCAAGAAGUAAUUCAGAGAAAUUGUUUCUAUUUUUUUUUUUAUUUCCAGCAAAAUAAACUGAAUGAAGUAUAUAAAUUAUCAUUAUAUAUCAGUAGUGCAUAAUAUUGACAAGUAUAUAUAGGUCACAUAUUUCUUGUAUUUUGGUGCUUAUUUUUAUCAUCAGACUCAUAACACCAUAAUAAAUCAAUUUUAGAUAUGU